Molecule: messenger RNA, 1776 nt
Organism: Ascochyta rabiei
Lineage: Eukaryota; Fungi; Ascomycota; Dothideomycetes; Pleosporales; Didymellaceae
Product: Methylcrotonoyl-CoA carboxylase
Exons: 2
Coding region: 1-1776 (591 amino acids)
Biological process (GO): L-leucine catabolic process
Cellular component (GO): methylcrotonoyl-CoA carboxylase complex; mitochondrion
Molecular function (GO): methylcrotonoyl-CoA carboxylase activity
Source: RefSeq, a predicted model, not a curated record
AUGGCCUCCAAAGCACCAUCGAGGGAGGCUCUGACGCUUCUCAAGCACUCCAUUCGCCCUGCGACAGCCAUCCGUUCGCAGGUGCAGUCGCGUCUUGUUCCUUGCGCUGGUGCUUCGCUGCGUUCUCACGCUCACGCUCACCCGUCGCGACAAAUAUCACGGAGUACUGCGACUUUCACGCACUCCCACCAUGCCGACGCCGUGUCUGUUAUUCCUACGUUGGUGGACACCAACUCGGCAGACUUCAAGGAGAACAGGCGCGAAAUGGAGGAGGUCACCGACAAGUUGAACGACUUGCACUCCAAGAUCGCGCAGGGCGGACCACAGAAAGCAAGAGACAAGCACCUCCAGCGCGGCAAGAUGCUCGUCAGAGAUCGCAUUACAGCGCUCAUUGACCCGGGUACGCCGUUUCUGGAGUUGAGCCAGAUGGCUGGUUACGAGGUCUACCCAGGAGAAGACACGCCUGCGGCUGGUAUCGUAACUGGCAUUGGAACAGUCAAUGGCGUUCAAUGCAUGGUGGUUGCAAAUGACAGUACUGUCAAAGGAGGCACAUACUACCCACUUACUGUCAAGAAGCACCUCCGGGCUCAGGCGAUUGCACAGGAGAACCGUCUACCCUGCAUCUACCUCGUCGAUUCUGGCGGUGCAAACCUGCCUCACCAGGCUGAUGUCUUUCCAGACGUCAACCACUUCGGCCGCAUCUUCUACAACCAAGCACGCAUGUCCGGCAUGGGCAUUCCCCAGAUCAGUGUCGUAAUGGGCCCCUGUACAGCUGGUGGCGCCUAUAUUCCCAGUAUGAGUGAUGAGAGCAUCAUCGUCGAAAACCAGGGUCACAUCUUCCUCGCUGGCCCACCGCUUGUCAAGGCGGCGACUGGCGAAGUUGUCUCGGCAGAGGAUCUCGGUGGCGGCAAGCUUCACAGCGAAGUCUCAGGUGUCACGGAUUACCUAGCGGUCGACGAUGCACACGCGCUCGUCCUGGCAAGAAGGAGCAUUGGCAACCUUAACUGGCACCGCAAUCAGACUGUUUCCGUGAAACCUGCGUUCAAAGAGCCAUUGUACGACCCAAAAGAGUUGAAUGGCAUUGUGGGAACCAACUUGCGCAAGCAGAUUCCGAUACACGAAGUCAUUGCACGUAUCGUAGACGGAUCAUCAUUCUCAGAGUUCAAACCUCUGUACGGCUCCACGCUUGUCACUGGGUUUGCAACCAUCUACGGGCAUCCUGUUGGCAUUGUAGCAAACAACGGCAUCCUUUUCAGCGAAAGCUCACUCAAGGGUGCUCAUUUCGUCCAACUAUGCGGCAAGCGCCAGAUCCCCUUGAUCUUCCUGCAGCACAUCUCUGGCUUCAUGGUUGGUCAGGACGCCGAGAAGGGCGGUAUCGCGAAGAACGGCGCUAAGCUGGUUACGGCUGUCAGCUGCGUCGACGUGCCAAAGUUCACAGUAGUCGUCGGAUCCAGUGCCGGCGCUGGUAACUACGGAAUGUGCGGUCGUGCUUAUUCUCCUCGCCUUCUGUUCACCUGGCCUAAUGCAAAGACAUCCAUCAUGGGCGCAGAGCAGCUGUCCUCGGUCAUGGCAGCUGUGGGCAAGUCGGACCCCGAGCUUAAGAGCAGGAUUGAGCACGAGAGUCAAGCUACAUUUGGAUCGGCAAGACUGUGGGAUGAUGGCGUCAUCCCUCCUGAGCACACAAGAAGAGUGCUUGGUAUGGGAUUGCAGAUGGCAUGUGGUGGACAGAACACCGGUGUUGAGAAGGAGAGUAAGUGGGGCGUGUUCAGGAUGUAG